Molecule: messenger RNA, 1464 nt
Organism: Penicillium brasilianum
Lineage: Eukaryota; Fungi; Ascomycota; Eurotiomycetes; Eurotiales; Aspergillaceae
Source: the annotation of a GenBank genome assembly
AUGGCUGAAAAGCUUUCCAUGGGCAUGGGCCGACCAGCUCCUCCAAUACUCCCUGAUUCCGAGCAUUAUGUUGUUGACUUCGACGGGAUAAACGAUCCCGCGCACCCAUACAACUGGAAGUUCACUAUCAAGCUAUUAAUCUCCAUCCUUGUCUGCAGUGGAACAUUUAUCGUGUCAUUUACCAGCGCCGUGUUCGCACCAGGGACCGAUCAAGCUAGCAGAGAGUUCGGAGUUGCAUCUGAAGUUGGUACACUGGGUACAAGUUUAUACGUGCUCGGAUUUGCUGCAGGGCCUAUAUUGUGGGCACCUAUGUCGGAGCUGAAAGGACGCAAAUGGCCUCUUACUAUUUCAAUACUCGGCGGUGGUAUUUUCACCAUCGCGUCUGCGGUCGCGAAAGAUAUACAGACCCUCAUCAUAUGCCGCUUCUUCGCUGGCCUGUGUGGCUCAAGUCAGCUCACCGUCGUACCCGGAGUACUAUCUGAUCUCUUUGAUAAUACCUAUCGGGGUAUGGCAAUUGCUCUUUACGCCCUGACGGUCUUUGUCGGACCUUUCAGUGCGCCUUUCACGGGGGGCUUCAUUGUGUCAAGUUCACUUGGCUGGCGGUGGUGUCUCUAUAUUCCGUCGAUCUUGUGUUUUGUUAAUGGAGUCGCCUCUAUAUUUUUGCUGCGGGAAACAUAUGCGCCAUGCAUUCUCGUUGAAAAGGCUGCCAAACUUCGCCGCCAGACAGGCAACUGGGGAAUCCAUGCUAAACAAGAACGAUUAGAUGUGGACUCCGGGGCACUCGUCCAGAAAUAUUUCACUCGUCCACUGAGAAUGCUGGUGACGGAACCGAUUAUCCUCUUGGUGUCAAUGUACAUGUCCUUCAUAUACGGACUUGUGUACGCGCUUCUUGAAGCAUAUCCGUAUGUUUUCGAGUCUAUAUACGGCAUGAAACCUGGAGUCAGCGGGCUACCCUUUGUUGCACUCAUCAUUGGCCAAAUACUUGCUUGCAGCUUUAUUAUCUCCCAAUAUGCGAUGCAUGCGAAGAAAUUGGCAGAAAAUAAGAACUUGCCGGUCCCUGAAUGGCGUCUCCGUCCGGCCUUGCUAGGGGCCCCAGUCUUCUCUGCUGGAAUUUUCUGGUUUGGUUGGACUGCUUUUACGCCUUCAAUUCACUGGGCCGUUGCCACUGUCGCUGGAGGCUUUAUUGGAUUUGGUGUUUUGUGUGUCUUCUUUCCAUGCUUCAUCUACCUUGUCGAUGCCUACUUGCCUCUGGCAGCAUCGACAGUGGCAGCAAACAUUAUACUUCGCUCUUUGGUCGCUGCUGGGUUUCCACUAUUUUCCAAACAGAUGUUUCAAAAUUUGGGGGUGCAGUGGGCUUGCACAUUGCUUGGAUGCCUCGCUGUAGCGAUGAUACCGAUUCCCUUUGCAUUCAUGAAAUAUGGACCAUGGCUUAGAGACAAGAGCAAGCUCUUCAGUUCAUAUUGA